Trifolium pratense (red clover) is the source of this 786-nucleotide messenger RNA. RefSeq lists its product as uncharacterized. Lineage: Eukaryota; Viridiplantae; Streptophyta; Magnoliopsida; Fabales; Fabaceae. The record is from RefSeq and is a predicted model, not a curated record. The coding region runs from base 114 to 350 and encodes 78 amino acids. The transcript has 2 exons.
CAAUUACUUAUAACUCCUUCCCUAUAAAAAGACAUCAACUAGACCAUAUCUUAUGCAACUUCAAAAAUCAAAAUCAUAGCAUAAAUUAAUUCCUAGAGUUGAGUAAUUAAAAUAUGGCUAUUGUACCUAGCAAACGCCUUGUUCUUAUUGUAUUUUUGUUGCUUUGCUUCAUCUCAACCAUCGCUCGAGCUAGAAAUUUGAGAGAGAUCACUAAAGAAGGAGUUGAAAAGGGUCAAAGUAGUGAGUUUAAGCCAAACCAUGAAGUGGCACAAACACAAGAGAAAAAUGAUGAUUUGUUGGAUACAAUGGACUACACACCUGCAUCAAAGAAUCCACCAAUUCAUAAUUAAAGUCCCCUUGUAUUUUUUUUUUCCUUAGAACAAUUUUUGGUAGAAAAAAGCACCAAUCCAUUCCACAUGUGCUUAAUUGCCCUGCAAUUCUCUCUAUGAACUUCAAAGUAUAUAGAUAGAUAUAUUUUGAACUUUCAAGAUAAGGAAAUCCACACUUAAAUCAUAGAUUUUUGUGGAGGAGAAAUUAAGCACUAGUCUAGUUGAUGCUUAAUGAUAUAUUUAGAACUCAUCACUUGUAAAUAUAUAGUUUUUGAAGUUAUGAGAAUAUGAGAGCAUAUAUACAAAUAGGAUUUGUCAGAGCUAAUUUUAAUAUAUUCUUUAGUCACCAAAAAUAGAAGCUUAAUAUAUUUACCUUACCUUAUGCAAACAUAUAGAUUGGACUAUAUGUACAUCCAUAAUCAAUUUUAAAAUAAAAGCUUGCCUUGUGGAGAAAAAA